CCAGGCAGAAAACUCCAAAUAUAACUACAAACCAUAUGGUGAACAGAAGCUGUUUUUCUGGUAUAAGACUCCUGCGGGCAUGGAGGGUGAGCUCGGACUCGACGCACACAUUCGCGCCGGUGCCUGGGACAUCUUCAUCUUUGUCGCGAUAUGAAGUCCCUCUUUUCCUCGGUGCUGUUGGCGUUCUUGACCGUGCGAGGCGCCGCGGCGUGGGGAAAUCUAGGCCAUGAGACCGUAGGAUAUGUCGCCCAACAGUUCCUAGCGCCGAAGGCCCUUUCGUUCGUCAAGUCGUCCUUGGGUGCUCAGUACAACGAAUCCCUCGGACCUGCAGCAACCUGGGCAGACGAAGUGAAAUCGGAGGCGGCAUUUUCUUGGUCAUCCGCAUUACACUUCGUUGAUGCUGAGGACGACCCUCUCCACGGAUCCUGCUCUGUUUCCGAGACGCGCGACUGUUCCAACGGGCGUUGCAUCUUGACCGCUAUUGCCAACUACACCACGCGAGUCCAGAUGACGUCGCUCAGCGCCGAACAACGGCAGGAAGCCCUGAAGUUCAUCGACCAUUUUCUCGGAGACAUCGGCCAGCCCCUACAUGUCGAGGCCCUCGAAGCUGGGGGAAACGAUAUUAGCGCAAAGUGCUCCGGAGAGUCUUCGACGAACCUUCAUGCUGUCUGGGACACCGGCAUCUUGACCAAACACAUCGACACGAGCUUCAACAGCAACGUCCAGACCUACGCGAACUCGCUCGUUACCAGACUCAAGACCGGCGACUUCAGCAAGCAGGCCGCUUCUUUCAUUUCCUGCUCUUCUAUUACCGAACCCGCGUCUUCGAAGCGUGAACUGAAGGACGAGAUUAUGGAGCUUAUCAUCGGGCGCGCCGACAACGCGAUCACCCCGCUGGCGUGUCCUCUUGUCUGGGCCGCCGAUGCGAACGCAUUCGACUGCUCGUUCGUGUUCAACUUCUCUACAGGCGAGGACCUGUGCUCGGGCACGUACUUCAGCGGCGCAAUCCCAAUCAUUGACCUUCAGCUCGCUAAGCAGGGCUUCCGCCUCGCUGCCUGGCUCAACGUCAUCUUCGACGGCGCUACGAUGCUUCCUUGACAUGAGGAACGGCUGUAGCUAGAUCGCGGUGCCAGCAAUCAAUAAUGCAGAGCGAUGUUGUAUUAUCAGUGGUAUAAAUACUGGGUCCGCUAAGAUACAUUGCUAUACAUGCAGUAAAGAUGCGAU
Messenger RNA from Punctularia strigosozonata HHB-11173 SS5, 1224 nucleotides. Its product is annotated as nuclease Le1. The transcript is spliced from 13 exons. The record is from RefSeq and is a predicted model, not a curated record. Gene Ontology annotation, biological process: DNA catabolic process. Gene Ontology annotation, molecular function: nucleic acid binding; endonuclease activity. NCBI's taxonomy places the organism in Eukaryota, Fungi, Basidiomycota, Agaricomycetes, Corticiales, Punctulariaceae. The coding region runs from base 151 to 1098 and encodes 315 amino acids.